AGGCGUUACCACUUCCUUUCUGAGUGAGUUUGCGGACGCGAAGUGUGGAGUGGAGAGAAGUGUCUGUAGUUCGUUUACAACCUGUAACCAUGGCCCCCAGCACGCAAGCGGAUGAUACCGUCUCCGGUGUAAGGAAAGGCAUCCGAGCCAUUCUGCUUGGGCCGCCCGGUGCGGGGAAGGGGACGCAGUCACCCAGGCUUGCAGAGAAGUACUGUGUGUGUCAUCUAGCUACUGGGGACAUGCUGAGGGCCAUGGUGGCAUCUGGAUCAGAGCUAGGUCAGCGGCUUAAGGAAACCAUGGAUGCCGGCAAACUGGUAAGUGAUGAGAUGGUGGUGGAGCUCAUUGAAAACAACCUGGACACGCCUGCAUGCAAGAAUGGAUUCCUGCUGGACGGUUUCCCCCGCACCGUCAAGCAAGCAGAAAUGCUGGACGGCCUCUUGGAGAAGCGUGAUGAGAAACUGGACUCUGUGGUUGAAUUCUCUGUUGAUGACUCUCUGCUAGUUCGCAGGAUCUGUGGAAGGCUCAUCCACCAGGCCAGCGGCCGAUCUUACCAUGAAGAGUUCAACCCUCCCAAAGAGACAAUGAAGGAUGAUGUAACCGGGGAGCCUCUUAUUCGCCGCAGUGAUGACAACGAGACCACUCUGCGCUCCCGACUAGAGUCCUAUCACAAGCAGACGGCCCCUCUAGUGCAGUACUACAGUGCCCGGGGCCUCCACACUGCUGUUGAUGCUUCUCAGCCCCCCGACCUCGUCUUUGCCUCCAUCCUUGCUGCCUUCUCUGCUGCUACCUGUAAAGAUCUUGUUUAUUUUGUCUGAAUCAUCUCUGCAUCCCCUCUUUUCUUCUAUAUGAAAUCCAGUUUCUCCCAUCCAGGUUGAUCCAGAUGUGAAAAUAAUGGAUGGGGGAAAGGGGGGAGCUGGAAGUGUCUCAGAUGUUUAUUUUGAUCAUGCCAUGUAGUGUAUGUGUUUUGUAAUGAACACAGAUUUAACUGAAACCCAGUUGAUUACCUUCAAUAAACGUGGGGACUAUUUUCUACUACCUUA
Cyprinus carpio (common carp) is the source of this 1040-nucleotide messenger RNA. RefSeq names its product adenylate kinase 2, mitochondrial-like. The coding region runs from base 90 to 815 and encodes 241 amino acids. The transcript is spliced from 7 exons. Gene Ontology annotation, cellular component: cytoplasm; mitochondrion. Lineage: Eukaryota; Metazoa; Chordata; Actinopteri; Cypriniformes; Cyprinidae. The record is from RefSeq and is a predicted model, not a curated record. Gene Ontology annotation, molecular function: ATP binding; AMP kinase activity. Gene Ontology annotation, biological process: ADP biosynthetic process.